AUGGCUUCUAGGAGAAACGUGGAAACAAAAAUCGAAAUAGAAGAAAAGUUUAAAUCUUUAAAUGAAACCUACAAAGUUUGUGCUUUUUCUUUAGCCAUCGCUUUUAUUUUUCCAAAUAAAACAACCUUAAGAAAGAGACUUCUAAUGAUAUUAUUCCUCAUAGCAAUAAAUUUUCUGGAACUCUACUGGUUCCUAUGGUACCUCUUCAUGUGUAUUAUCAGAAUGGACAUCUUCAAUUUCACUCGAAACAUGACUGUUGGCAUAAUAAUUAUGUUGUAUUUAUUUAAAGAGUUCUACGUCAUCUAUAUGAAUGAUGAGUUUGAGCACCUUCUUCAAGAUAUUGAUGACGAUUUACUUCGGCGCUACGAUUUUCCGGAUGAUAUUCAGGAUAUAUACAAUGAAUUUAUAAAGAAUGCAAAAAUUUCACAAGCAUGUUGGACUGUAAUACCGCUGUUAUUGGGAACACAAUUCACUAUAUACUCAGCCGUUUGCAUGAUCUAUGAAUAUAUGAAUACGGACCUAUGGACGCGAUAUAUGGUACACGAAAUGGAAUUACAUCCCAUACAACAUCUUCAAUACAAAUCUCCAUAUUUCGAGUUAAUUUUCGCCUACAAUUGUGUCCAGUCUUUGUUGCUGGCUACGAAUUUUUGUGGGUUUGACGGAUCAUUCUGCAUAGCAACUACUCAUAUGUGCCUUAAGUUGAAAAUAGUUGGACAUUCAAUACAGAAAUGCUUUAAAUACGAAACAAAUCGGCAUGAACUACGUAACAAAAUAAAAUAUCUCAUCGGAGAACAUCAAAAAGCUUUGGAAUUUUAUAAAAAUAUCCAAGUUGUCUAUAGCGGAUGGCUUUUUAUGGUUUUCCUGCUGACAUCACUGUUGAUAUCAUUUAACGUUUUUCAAAUAUACUACACCCAGAGAGUAGAUCCCAAAAAUACCAUAUUCGCUUUGAGCGCGGUUAUGCACAUGUUCCUUCCUUGUUACCAUGCAAGCAGUUUAAUACAGGCCAAUGAUGAUUUCUGUACAGACCUUUAUGAUGCUCAAUGGGAAACCACUGGCGAUCCUGUGGUGACCAGAUACCUGAUGUUCAUAAUAGCCAGGUCACAGAGACGCCUCAUACUAACAGGCAAAGGGAUUGUGGUAUUUAAUAUGCAGCUAUUCUUGUCCAUACUUCAAACCUCUUACUCUUUCUUUACAUUAAUCACGAGAAAAUAA
This is a messenger RNA of Amyelois transitella, 1212 nucleotides long. RefSeq names its product putative odorant receptor 92a. Gene Ontology annotation, molecular function: olfactory receptor activity; odorant binding. The transcript has 2 exons. Lineage: Eukaryota; Metazoa; Arthropoda; Insecta; Lepidoptera; Pyralidae. Bases 1 to 1212 code for a protein of 403 amino acids. Gene Ontology annotation, biological process: detection of chemical stimulus involved in sensory perception of smell; sensory perception of smell. The record is from RefSeq and is a predicted model, not a curated record. Gene Ontology annotation, cellular component: plasma membrane.